UGGGUUGUUAACAUCAAUAUCAGAAUCAGAAUUUCUCUCAUUUCACUCCCACUGGGGACAUCAACUUUUUAUUUUAACAGUAACUGUUGCAAAGCAAUCACCAUGGUAAUCUGAGGGAGGAAUCACAAGCAAUUGUUGUGAAUCGAGAGAAAGGAACUACUGUUCAUGUGAAGUGAAGGCCUCAGUCACAGAAAAUCCGAACCCAACAAACAUAAAAAUGGUCGAGGAAAAUCCAACUGAAAUUAAUGUACUUAGUGAGGAUGGUUUGAGCACAAAGCCGCCACAGUCUGAGAUUAAAGAAGAUGACACUAACCAUCCUGCAAGAAAUGACUCUGGAAGAUUAAAAAACAGAAAGAACAUGUACAGUAUCAUUGGGGUCUUUCUAAUUAUCAUUGUUGCUAUUUGUAUUGGAGCAAUUGUCCAUCUGUUUCAGAGAUGUAGUGCAUGUGCCUUUCAUCCGAACACAGGUGUAGCUUCAGAUGCAAAACCUUGUUCUAAAAUUGGCAGUUUCCUCUCUUUCAGGGACAUGAUGAAGUGGAAUGGCUCAGGGGUGGAUGCAGCUAUCGCAGCGCUGCUCUGCAUUGGGUUGGUGAAUGCACACAGUAUGGGCAUUGGAGGAGGUCUCAUCUUUACCAUCUACAAUGCACCAACAGGACAGGUUGAAGUGAUUAAUUCAAGAGAAGUGGCUCCAGCGCAAGAAAUUACCCAAAGCUUGGAGACAGGAGGGCCGUCAAUUGCAGUUCCAGGUGAAAUCAGAGGAUAUGCACUUGCCCACCAAUGGCAUGGUCGGUUACCAUGGAAACUGCUGUUUGAGCCAUCCAUCACGCUCGCAAGAAAGGGUUUUCCGGUUGGUAAGAGUCUUGCCAUCGCUCUUGAAGCAAACAAAGUGCAAAUCGAAGCGAGUGCUUCAUUAUGUGACGUCUUCUGCAAGAAAAACAGCAACCAAAUUUUAAGUGAGAAUGACAUAAUAUAUUUUCCACAGUUAGCGAACACACUGCAAAUGAUAGCAGACUUAGGACCAAAUGCAUUCUAUGAUGGGCCUGUUGCAGAGGAUAUUGUUAAUUAUGUCAGUCAAUCAGGUGGACAAAUUUCUCAUUAUGAUCUGAAACAGUAUAAAGCAAACAAGGAGAUGCCAUUAAAUGUGACUGUUGAUGGUUAUACACUAUACGUUCCAGGUGCCCCAUCUGGAGGACCAGUGCUUGCACUCAUUCUGAAAAUUCUUGAAGGGUAUAACUUUUCCCGAGAAAGUAUUUCUACUCGGGAAAAGAAAGUCUUAACAUACCAUAGAAUUAUUGAAGCCUUCAAAUUUGCGUUUGCGGAAAGAAGCAAGUUGGAAUAUCCAACAUCUAGUGACCAUACAAAGGUCAAUGAAAUGAUCUCAAAAGCAAGUGAUAUUAGAGAAAAGAUCAGUAACAGUCACACCCAUGAGAAUAUUGAUUAUUAUGGGAUAAAGUGCUUUUUACCCGGCCAGGAUGGAACAUCUCACCUAUCUGUUGUAGCACAAGAUGGCAGUGCAGUGUCUGUCACCAGCACUAUUAAUGGUCGUUUUGGAUCAUUUGUACGUUCGAAUGUGACUGGGAUAAUAUUUAAUAAUCAGAUGGCAGACUUUUCACAAUAUGAAGAUAACAAGAGUCUACCACCAUGUUCUCAAAAUUAUGUGCAACCUGGCAGAAGACCUUUCUCUGCUAUGUCUCCAGCGAUUAUACUUGACAAAGAUAAAAAGGUGAAAAUGGUGGUUGGAGCUUCGGGUAGCGCCCGGAUCAUCACAGCAACUGCUUUGGUUAUAAUUAAUGUUCUUUGGUUUGGUGAUGAUGCUUGCGAGGCAGUGAACAAGCCAAGGAUUCAUCACCAAUUAAUACCAAAUUUUGUGCAGUUUGAGUCUGAGGAUCUGGCAUCAAAUGAAGCGGAGCUUCGCUUGUUCCGUAAGGAAAUAGAAGAUGCUCUAAAGAAGAAAAUCCAUGCGAGUGGAUUUGCCGAUAUGCCCUCAGUGGUGCAAGCAAUUGUACGAGAAGGGAAUCUAUGGCAUGCUGUUUCAGACACCAAGCGUAAAGGUGGUUGUCCUGCAGGCUACUGACAUACUCACAAAUCUAUUUAAUUCUAUUAUAUAAUACCAUUGUGUGAAACAUGAAGUGGAAUACUUCAACCAACAUGAGUAAGGUUUUGCCUGUGAGUUAUCACUGCUACAUGAAUUGCUAAAGACCUUAAUAUUGUGAACCAUGCUGAAACAUACUGGUGAAAGCUAGCAAGCCUCAUGCUAUGAUGCAUCCAUCAGGGUCUGAAAUCUUUUGUCUUUAAAUUAAAGGGAGCAGCUAAUCUCAGCAAAAAUCCUCACCAUUGUGGGCACAUUGAAGACUUGGGUGUGAACUGUGCACAAACUUCCAAACAUCGAUUUUGUUAGAAAAUGGAGCUUGCCAAAAAUAUUCAAGUAUGCAUUUGGCAGCAGUGGAAGUGCUAAAUUGGAAAUUCUAAUGACAAUAUGUCUUUAUCAAAGACUGUAAUAAUCAUAAUGUGGCAUAACAUACACUGCAAACACUGGAAGCAUAACCAUAUAAUAUUAAGAUAAGAUAGCGAGGUGCAGGUUAAAGUCUACUAGCAGUGAAGAGUGAAAUUAGAUGUGGAUCUUAAUUAACAAGCUGUAUUUAUUGAAUACUUGGCCCAUGAAAAGACAAACUAGAGAAUAUGUUAGAUCUCUUUAGAAGGCAAUAAUAUUACACUCUUUCAGUCCCUCUGAAUUAUUUUGUCAAUCUUUUAAUUAAUGACCCAUCACAGAAUUGUAAUUGAUCAGUGUGAUUAAUUAAGCCAUUAUCUUUAAUCCAAAGAUACCUUUCUGAGAUAAAAUAGAUAGAUAUACAUGUGUAUUUACACUCCAGUCUAUAGAGGGAAGCUACCUUCAGGAGGAAAUGUCUACAUUUACAAUGUUUGUCAAUAGUGAAACUUGUUUUGGGAUUGCACAUAACUAAAUAUACUAUAUUCUGCUGCAUUUAGUAAUUAAGAGGAGCGAGCAGUGAAAAGUAUUGAAUAUCUAGUCUACAGUUAAGGCCCGAUUUCAAAGCCACACACUUGGCAGAAACUGUUUAAUGCUUAAAGUAACUUGAGUAAGUAGCUACUCUGGCAACCCUCCUGUGAUGUUAGGUUUCCAUGAAUACAGUUGAAACUUUCUUUGAUUAUGUAGAUUAGACUUAAGUGACAUAAUCAGAGUGUGACUGCAUCUAACCAGAGGUCUGUGCUGGUCGACAAGAAACAUCAGAGACAUCCAGAAUGAUAUGUUGCUAUUAAUUGAUUGCUUUUUAAGUUUUAUUGUAGACCAAAAGGAACUGGAGAAGGAAAUCCGAGAACAUUCCUUUCUUCAGGCUUCCAUUCCUGUACCUCAUGGGCCACAUUACCUGUGCCCCCCAUCCAUAUCCAAACACUUGGCAAAAUGCCAGCAAGCAUUCCUUGUCAGCGCAGACAAGACCCUCAAGCCCCCGAGAUGUCUUACAGCUCCCCACUGGCUUCAGUCAGGAGAGAACUGGAACUGAUCAGAUUCAGGAGCUCAAGCCUCCUGAACCUUAAACCGGAGAGACUGGGUUCCCAACCCACGACUCACCCCCUCCAUUCAAAUAGGGUCUGCAACUCUGUUAUAAAUAAAUUCUCUUGUCCAUCACCAAAUGGCUAAAGAUUUACCAAAUGUGAGAGCAUGACAUAGAUAGCAUUGAAGAAGCUAAGCGUGAUAAAGUAGACUUAUGGACAUGAAUUUUUUGUGCCCCUCAAGCAAACUUAACCUGCACCUUCUCUGCCUCUGAGACACAGAAUGACAGAUGUUGUUUGGCCUGGAACUUUUGCCUCUUUCACAUAGAGCUCUGGUUUGCAUCACAUUUCAUGGGUCAUGAUGGAGUGGGGUGAGGAGUAUGUGUGCAGGACAGGCUGUUUAGAAGCUUUUUUUAUCGGAGACAAGCAGCUCAGCCUUCAGCAACAUUGAAAGGUACCUAAAACUGACCCCUCAACUAAUACACCCCCACCUUACAUCAAUGCCAUCCUGUAACCUUCGGAUUCCCAUGCCCCCUUACUUGUCAACUUUCUUGGGGGACACAAUGAAUCACUGGAUUAAAAUAUAUCUACAAUAAAAUAGAGCAUCCAAUUGUGGCUUCUGACGGAGUCAACACACUUUUCACUUAGUUCAGAAUUUCCCAAUUCCUCAGCAAUGGUCAUGAACUUUUCAAGAAAGUAUCUUUUUAGAGGACUUCUAAAACUCAUGCCAGCACACCAAAGUAACAGAGAGGAGGAAAUACACAUUUCUUCUGGUCCUCACAGUAGGCAGCCCAAUAUCUGAUGAAGUUCACUUGAGUUUUGCACUCAAGAUCAACCCAAACUGCAAGAAGGUUAACUCAAAAUGGCAUGGAGUAGAGAAGGCAAUGGACAAUUGUUUUUUUCCCUUGGCAAAUAAAACUAAAUUCAGCUCUUUGCAACUCAAUUCAGAUCUUCAAAGAGAAAACCCAACCCGUGGUUUCUCGCUCAUUUUACAGAAAAAAACGUGUUUUUUCAUUAUUACUGUGCCUGUUAAAAUUUGAAAUAAUCAAAUGUUGCAUAACUCCAUUUUCAUAUAUAUCUGAAUAACUGCAUUAGACCUUGUUUAAUUGCACAACAUCAAAACUCAUGCAGCAUUGCACAUUUUAAUUGUGCCACAGAAUAGAUUAGGAAGAUGGAGAAUGUAUUUUGGACUAACAGAUCAGCAUUGCCCAUAGCUGCCAUGCGCUAAUCUAGGUGUAUUAAACUCACUGUAUGUCCAAUGAUUUGGGAGGGAUUGCUCUCAUAUAUUUCUGUUCUCAUGUUAAUAUUUUUGGGAAAAACACAUCUAUUCAAUACAUAGGAAUUAAAGGUACCUACUUGUUCAAAUAUUUCUUCAAAUAAAAACAUAAAACACUACAAAUUCACAGCGGAUUGUUUAACUUACUGCUCCUUAUGCGAUCUUAUGUCCGAAUCAGGUUUGGAUUUCCUGCCUGUUUGGUAAUCUUUUUUUAUCAAUUUUAAAUCUUCAGAAUUUUCUUUGUGAUUCCAACAUUUCUUCCAGGAAGAAUUAAUCCUAACAUUG
Molecule: messenger RNA, 5068 nt
Organism: Chiloscyllium plagiosum (whitespotted bambooshark)
Lineage: Eukaryota; Metazoa; Chordata; Chondrichthyes; Orectolobiformes; Hemiscylliidae
Product: glutathione hydrolase 1 proenzyme-like
Biological process (GO): glutathione catabolic process
Cellular component (GO): plasma membrane
Molecular function (GO): glutathione gamma-glutamate hydrolase
Source: RefSeq, a predicted model, not a curated record